This is a messenger RNA of Coprinopsis cinerea okayama7#130, 1020 nucleotides long. RefSeq lists its product as hypothetical. The record is from RefSeq and is a predicted model, not a curated record. Lineage: Eukaryota; Fungi; Basidiomycota; Agaricomycetes; Agaricales; Psathyrellaceae. The transcript has 2 exons. The coding region runs from base 1 to 1020 and encodes 339 amino acids.
AUGUCUUCUUCGUGUCGAGGUCGAGCGUUGACCAUCAUCGUGUUCGGGGUGCUUGGGAUCCUCGCGCCUCUCCUUAUCUUCGGAAACAUGAAGCAGAGUCGGCUGGCGCACCUCCUAUACCCAAUGUGCUUGAAGAGCGAUUCACCGCCAGAAGCUACCCCAUUUCGCCUUCGCUACACCGGCAUCCUGCAUAUCGACCAACUACUCUGCACCCUCGUUUCCUUCUUCCAGCCUGCGCUCGAUCCGUCGCCACUGCCCGUGCUCAAAUACUUCCUUGGAACGCAUGGGCCACUGGUUCUUAUCCCCCUAGUCGAGAGCAAAAGGAGGGGAAGCCGCUUCCCAGUUCGCGCGGCGAUGGUGAUGUGGGGAUUGUACCAGCUGAUAACAAUAGGCGUUGGCUCGCCGUGGUAUUGGUUAGGAUUCAUUCUCCACUCCAACCACAAUACGAGCAAGAGCUUCGACAUGCAAGCACUCCCGCGAAGCAAAGCCAAAGCCGUUGUUGCCAGUUUCAUUACAGGGAGCGUCCUCCCAUUUGCGGCGAUGAUGUUCUCGCAUGAUCCAUGGGCAACCGCAGCGUGGCAAGUGUUUCCAUUGCUCACUUGGAUCAGCGACGUCGUCUUCUCCAGGGUAUUCUCAACGCCAGAAGGAGCGGUUGUCAGAAGGAGCGGCACGGGGAUCAUCGGACGCGUUUAUGGAAUCGUCUUUGUGGUCUCGGCCGUGACGCAUGUCAAGUACGCGCAGUCUCUUCGGCUUUGGGAGCUGAGCAGCCAAGUUUCGCCAACGACUUCGAUCCGCGACGGGGUGGAUAUGUUCUUGAAGUGGGAUUUGCUGUUCGGCUACGGGACUUUCAUGCUGGGAAGCUGCUGGUUUGCCACGACCAGGAAAGAGUUGGCGCUGGUCAUCGUAUGGAAUAUCAUGGGCACCAUUGUAGUCGGACCUGGGGCUGUUCUUGCAGCGACUAGUAUAUGGAGAGAGUGUCGUGUAGAUGGAUUGAAUGUAGAUCAGGCGAAAGAGAAAUGA